Ichthyophthirius multifiliis is the source of this 1420-nucleotide messenger RNA. RefSeq lists its product as hypothetical. Gene Ontology annotation, cellular component: cytoplasm. Gene Ontology annotation, molecular function: homogentisate 1,2-dioxygenase activity. Lineage: Eukaryota; Ciliophora; Oligohymenophorea; Hymenostomatida. The transcript is spliced from 2 exons. The record is from RefSeq and is a predicted model, not a curated record. Gene Ontology annotation, biological process: L-phenylalanine catabolic process.
AUGGAUUAAUCUUUGACCCUAACCCGCGACUUUAACAAUCUCUAAUAUUAAAAUGGCUACGGUAACCACCACUGUACUGAAGCUUUAGAAAACGCUCUUCCGAAAGGUUAAAACUCUCCCUAAACCUGUCCUUAUAAUCUCAUCGCUGAAUAGUUUAGUGGCACAGCCUUUACCGUUCCUCGUGCCCAAAACUAACGUUCAUGGCUCUAUCGUAUAAAGCCUUCAGUAGUCCAUACACCUUUUAAGCCUUCUUCUUCUUAAAACUAUCUUUUUAUAAAAAAUAAUUUUUUAAAUGACGAAUAAAUGUAUACAACCCCAAAUUAACUAAGAUGGAAACCUCUCCCUUAUAAUACAUAAAACCCUAAAAACUGGCUCGAGUCUUUAAUUACAGUCGCAGGAGCAGGUGAUCCAUAAUUAAAAUAAGGAAUAGCUAUAUAUUUAUAUGCCGCAAAUAAAAAUAUGAAUAAUGAAACUUUUUAUAAUUCUGAUGGUGAUUUCCUUAUUGUCCCUUAAGAAGGAACACUUUACAUAACUACAGAAAUGGGAAAAAUGGUAGUAAAAUAAAGAGAAAUAUGUAUACUUCCUAGAGGAAUAAAAUUCUCUAUAGAUAUCACAUAGCCUUCAAGAGGUUAUGUGUGUGAAGUAUUUAAAGGACAUUUUAAAAUACCAGAUUUAGGUCCUAUAGGUGCAAACGGAUUAGCAAAUCCUAGAGAUUUUGAAUGUCCAAUAGCUUUUUAUGAAAAUAUAGAAAAAGAAUAUAAACUUUUUAAUAAAUUUUAAGGAAAAAUUUUUUAAAGUACAUUAAAAAGUUCCCCUUAUGAUGUUGUAGCUUGGCAUGGAAAUUAUUGUCCAUAUAAAUAUAAUUUAGAUAAUUUUAAUACUAUUAAUACUGUAUCUUUCGAUCAUCCGGAUCCUUCUAUUUUUACUGUGCUUACAUGCCCUUCUGAUGAGCCAGGAGUCGCAGUUUGUGAUUUUGUUGUCUUCCCUCCGAGAUGGAUGGUCGCUGAAAAUACUUUCAGACCUCCUUAUUUCCAUAGAAAUAUCAUGAGUGAGUUUAUGGGAAAUAUUUCGGGAUAAUAUGAUGCUAAAGUAGGUGGAUUUGGGCCUGGAUGUAGUUCUUUGCAUAACAUUAUGACUGCUCAUGGACCAGAAACUGAGGUCUUUCAUAAAAUGAGCAAUUGUGAACUUAAACCUGUUAAAAUACCAUAUGAAAAUUUAGCUUUUAUGUUUGAAACAUGCUAUUUUAUUAAUACUACAAACUUUGCGAUGGAUGAUUAGGUUUAGGUUGAUUAAGAUUAUUUCUAAUGUUGGUAAAAAUUAAAUGAUCUGAAAUUAGGAAAUAAAUGAUAUAUUUUGAUAUUAAUUAAUUAAACAAUUUGAUGUUAUUUUAUUUUUUCAAAUACUAAAUAAGUUUUUUAUU